UGUGGCCAACCAGUCGUCCAGUGGCGACCGAAUGGAGUUCGUGAUCGAUUCAUUAUGGUCGUCGCGUUCGUCAUCGGCUACGCAGAAAAACGGGAACCGGAAAAUUGUCUAACAUUGUCCAUCAGAUGCUAAUUGAUAGUGAGUAUACACAUCUAAUCGAUUUGGCGAAAGAUGCUCAGUGGAUUGACUAAUAUGACGAAAUUAGGGUUGUGCGUAUCGGAACCGGAUUGUAUGCUAAUGAGGUGUUAAUUUUCCACCUGGUGAUAAAAAGUGCAUAGUUGGGGUGCAUCUUUAGAUUCCAGAAAUCAUUAAAUUUUCAUCCAAAGUAGUAAAACGGACUUACCAAGGGAAGUGUUUGUGGAUCUUUGUUAGAACAAAUCAGUGUCGAGCGGAAAAUGCCAUUGAAAAGUAGUUUAAAAAUCGAUCGCAUUCCAAGGACACCAAUUGCAGUGCGGUUCCGAGCGCCGAGCGCGGCUGGCAGCGGAUUUGGAGCGACGAAGAAAAUCCUUUCGGGUGUUGGUUUGCUGCAGGAGCAAAUAGAGAUUGACACGUGCACCAUAGUAGGCCAGCUCAGUAUCGCCGCCGCCUGCUGCUACUGGCAGCGCCAAUAGCGCUUAGUGCGAAACACAUUCCUGCCUAAAAAGCCACAAUGCUGCGUAUCAGUCCUAACUUCGCCCUAAUAAGCUCAAGCUGGCGAAUCUCGUCGGUUUGUUGAACAGUUCUUGCCAGAUCAACCAGAUGACGAACGAAGUCAAUCGUAAGACAUCGAUCAACGCCCUCGUCGCUUACAGUAUUGUAACUGGGUGACACUCCAAUCUGCUAUCUGCUGUUGUCGCCACCGCAACUUCCACUCCUGGGAAGGAUUCACCGGGACACGCUUUUGAGAUAAAUCUCAGUAUUUUGUAAAGAAGUAUAACCGGUACAUAAGCAUUACCAAACGCAAUCAUGGACGAGAAAGGAAUCAAAUUUCUGCCCACCACUACUAAACCGAGACCAAGGAUGCCAAAAGUUGGAUGGAGGCGAUCUGUAUCAGAUCGCAUCCCGGCCAGACUGGUGCUCUACUUCCUGUCGUGGUCCGGUUUUCUCGUUUCGUUCAUGAUGCGCAACGAUAUCAACUUCGCCCUGGUGGCCAUGGUACGCGACAGCUCGUCCAACUCGUCGAUCAACAGCCACUGUGCGCCCUCCAGUAUGGCUCUGGCAGGAACAUCACCGCUGGUACCGGUGGUGGCCAAUGGAAACUUUUCCGAUCUGUUGCUGAGCAAUUUCUCCGCAUCUGCCGACGAUAUGGGAGACCUGAUGGGAGACGUGGUGGUGGAAACAACAUCAUCCAAGCACAACGAGAAUCUGUAUGGGAACUUUGACUGGGACUCGACGGUACAGGCCGUCAUCAAGGGUUCGUUCUAUUGGUGCUACGUGCUGUCGCAGGUAGCCGGCGGUGUGGCCACUCAAUACUUUGGCACCAAGAGCGUGUUUGGCUGGAGCCAAUUCUUCACGGCUGCCUGCAGCUUAUGCAUUCCGUACGCUUCGGAUAUUCAUUACGGAGUGGUUAUUUUGUUACGGUCGAUCCAAGGCUUCGCCAGUGGGUUGACCUGGCCUGCGAUGUACGCCAUCGUGGGAUAUUGGAUACCGCCAGUCGAACGAAGUCGAUUCAUGUCCAGUUUUCAAGGGUUCAGUAUCGGCAUAGGAUUGACGUACCCGUUGUGUGGAUUCAUCAUUGCGCACUUUGGCUGGAGAUUGGUGUUCUACACUACCGGGACGAUUGGAAUGGUUUGGUGCCUGUUUUGGUAUUUGCUAGCCUUCAAUACUCCUCAAGAGCAUCCGCGGAUAACGCCUGAAGAGCUGGAAUACAUAGAAUUGAACGUGAGCGAAGAUAUCAAAAAUGGUCAAGGCAUGAAGGUACCAUGGAAGAAGAUAUUCACAUCGAUGCCGGUGUACGCCAUUGGAUUGACCACUUUCGGCAGAAUUUGGGUUCAUUACACGUUCAUAAUGUCCGGACCGGAGUACAUGCAGAAGAUUCUUUGCUUCGACAUCCAGCAAAAUGGACUUCUUAGCGGAACGCCAUUCUUGUGUUCUUACCUUUCUUCGGUGCUUUUCUGCUACAUUGCCGACAUUCUGGUUCACAAACAGCUGAUGACGUUGACCAACGUGCGGAAACUGUUCACUGCCCUCUCGCAGAUCGUUCCGGGGGUUUUGGUGCUGCUGGUUGGUUACCUCGGGUACAACAUCGUGAUUGUGCUGGUGCUGUGGUUCGUUGCCGUAACGUUCAUCACGGCCUCGUAUGCCGGCGCCAUGGCGAACAUCGUGGACAUCGCACCGAAUCUGGCCGGACCCGUGCUGGCAUUUGCGCAGACCAUACACAUGACGGCGUCGUUCCUGCAACCCCUCGUGACCGGAGUUAUGGUGACCGAUGCCCAAAAUCUCAACCAAUGGCUGCACGUGUUCGGCGUUAGCUCGGCGGUGGCCAUCAGCUGCUACCUGGUGUUCCAGUUCUUCGGCACGGCCGAAAUCCAACCCUGGAACUAUCCGGUGCCGGAUCCGGAGGUCUGUUCAACGGACGAUUCGGCGGUGAUCGCGAACCAACCGAUGCUCAAAGUAUCGUCGGUAAGCGGCGCCGGGUACAAAUACAACCGCGAAGACGACGACGAGAACGAUAGCAGUGAUAAUUAAAGUUAAAUACGUUAGGCUAGGAUAGUUUCGGACUGUAUAGAGGUUUUUGAUCGACACAGAGAUCGCUAAAAGAAAAGUGAUAAAGAGAUUAGUGCAGGAUAUUCGUUUGGGAUGUUGAAUGAAAAGCCUAUCGUUCGUUGAACGGGCAAGAGUGUUGCGAGAUGAGGUAUUAUGGGAGAUUCAGAAUGGUUGAGUUGCGUUACCACGAACCAUUAUUAAUGGUAAUGAAACUUUACCAUGCACAAAGAAUCAGCAGUUUUUAGAUAAGGCAAGCGGAUCGAAACAGACUAGGUGAAGAAAAAUACAGUGCACUUUUCAAAGCUAGAAUUUAAGAAAUGUUAUGAACUUUGGUAAGGCCGCAGCAAUGCACAGCGUAAUAGUUAUUUGAAGCAGAAUUCCAACAAUUAACAACUAAGUUAAACACAGAUGAAACAAUAUAUCCAUCGUAGGACGGCUAACGAUUGCAUGCACAGUUACUUAAAGACACACGGUGAGGUGGUUUGUUCGGAGUAGAGGAGUAUUGCGCGUUUUCGCUCUUUUUUAAUAAAGUUUUGACCUCUGUUAUUGAGUUAUUGCGAGAAAAUGCUAAAAUCCCAAUCAACUGAAUCAAAUGGAGAAAUGUGCAAGUCUAUAAUACUUACAAUCAGAUGUAACAAAUAACGAUUCAUUUUUCAUUCACAAAGCAUGAUCGUGCAAAAGGAACCAAAGCGAUUUGAUGUAACUGCGAAGAUAAGCGUUUUUGAUCAAGAUCCUCGUCCUCGGUACAAGUAUUUAUCACGUAACGUGCAGUUAAUACAAAAUAAGAACAGUUAGAAGUUACAAGAUGUAGAUUUAUGAUUUUUACAGAAAGUGUUGUAUCCAACGUGGCUUGCCGAGUUGGACAAUUACGACAAGUGCUGUAAAAAUCGAGUUCUGCAACGAGUUGCGUACAACAUUUUUUGCAAUUUCGGAAAAGGCCACUUGAUGGUAUAAGAAAUCACAUCGGGAUGCGUUCAACUUCAUUUCAAAAUAUCUGAAAAUUGUUGUAUAAUGAUUUAUUACACAACUUAAAACAGUUGCGCAAUGAAAGCUAAUUGCGUAAUAGUCAUUACGCAACUGAUUUCAGAAGAUAAUUCCUACUGAUUUAACAAAAAAGAUUGAUGAUAGAUUCUUAUUUUACUUGAGUUUAUUUCUAUUUCAGCUUAUUUGUCGAAGCCCACAAGUUUUGAAUUUUGCGCGAAAAUGAGCAAAGCAUCUUUUGUUUACUGCCCAGUUUGUCCCUUAGUAGACGUAAGCGCCAACAUGGACAAAAUUAAGUUUUUAAUUACUAUGCAUUCUUUAUAAAUGCGAAAAUAUACCAGAAGUGAUUUCGCAUGAGAACGCACACCAAUUUUUCUGAACGUAGUUUUGUCUCGAGGGUUUUUAGAAAGUCUAGCUGGAAAAUAAGCUUGCUUAAACAAUGACUGCUUGUUGACGUCACUUGACAAUAACGUCAGUUCAUACAUACAAAUGAAAGAACAAUCCCUGUUUGGUCAGAAAAGUUGGUGCAUGCGUUUUCAGAUGAAAAAAAAUACGUAAUGAAUCAUAAUUUUUCCUGGUCCACUUUACGUAAUUACGUCAUCUAUGCAAAUAUGGGCAGUUUACUGUGGACAAACAUCAAAGAAAGAGAAGCGCCGUGUACAUAUUAUUCUAUAUUUCCACAUGUGAAGCAAAACGUUUAUUGAUUGUUCUAGAAACUAUAGACAAAAAAUGAGGAACAAUGUGUAGCACUCACAUACUCACCUAACCAAGCGAAACAGUUAUUAAAGUACAUAUAAUGUUAUUUAGGUUUCUAGUUUUACCGGAUCUCACUCUUAUAGAUACUUGCAGAGAUAUAAAUGAUAAAACCGAUGAUUAAAGAAAUAAAUUUUGUAAUAAACACGUUUGCGCCUGUAACCACAGUGUAUAACAGAA
Aedes aegypti (yellow fever mosquito) is the source of this 4599-nucleotide messenger RNA. Its product is annotated as sialin. NCBI's taxonomy places the organism in Eukaryota, Metazoa, Arthropoda, Insecta, Diptera, Culicidae. Bases 946 to 2667 code for a protein of 573 amino acids. The transcript has 5 exons. Gene Ontology annotation, molecular function: transmembrane transporter activity. The record is from RefSeq and is a predicted model, not a curated record. Gene Ontology annotation, cellular component: plasma membrane. Gene Ontology annotation, biological process: transmembrane transport; monoatomic anion transport.